AUGAUAAGCUUUGAGGAUUAAUACAUUAUUUCAGAAUAAAAAUUAGGAGAAGGAGGCUUUGGAACUGUUUAUUAAGGUAUAGAUGUCAUAAACUAGAAAUUUGUAGCUUGUAAAGCUGUCUCAAUAGCAAAGCUUGCUUAAAUACCUAAGCUUGUGGAGUUAUUUGCUCAAGAAAUAGCUUUACAGUAAAAGUUAAAGUCUCCUUUCACUGUUGAGCUCUAUAAAGUUUAUAAAUGCUAAGAUCAUUUCUAUUUGAUACUUGAAUUUUGCGAAGGCGGAGAUCUAUCGUAAUAUGUUAAAAAAAAUGGACCUUUACCAGAGCAAAAAGCAAUAGGUUUUCUUAUGCAGAUAUUAGCAGGUUUCAGAGUAUUGCAUUAAAACUCCAUCAUCCACAGAGAUUUAAAGCCUGCAAAUAUAUUGAUGAGUGGCAAUGUUUUGAAGAUUGCAGAUUUUGGAGCAGCCAGAACGGUUGAUUUAGAAAAUUAAGCUGCUACUAAGAUAGGAACUCCUCUUUUCUUAGCACCUGAAAUCCAAGAAGAUAAAGAAUAUGGUUUUGAAGUAGAUAUCUAUAGUUUAGGAGUUUUACUCUAUUUCAUGCUCUUUAAUGAUUACCCAUUUGGUGGGUCUGGCAUUUAGCUCUAUAAUAAUAUGAAGAGUGAAAAGAUAGAUUUCAAGAAAAAUGGAGUCGUUAUUUCAAGCUAGUUAAAGGACUUGAUAGUGAGACUUCUCAAGUAUGAUAGAGAGCAAAGAAUUACUUGGGCUUAAAUUUACUAACACCCAAUUGUUAGUAAAAACUUAAAAAAUGAUAACAUAUCUGCUGAAAUCAUUUUAGCUCCUUAAGCCUCAGACAUUAAAAUGUAUUAGGACCCAAAGUUUAGUAAUAAAAAAGGUUCUUUAGAUAAAAAACCAUAAGGUGGUUAGUUUAUUCCAGAAUAAAAAUAACCUCAAAAGGUAGAUCCUUAUGUAGAAGCUUAAAAACGUUAGGUAAUUGAAGAGAAAAAAAAGCUUGCUUUAGAAAUAGUUUCAGCUAUUUAAAAAUAUGUGCAUAAGAAAAAUGUUUAUGGAGUAUUGUUGGUUUUAGCUAUUUCGUUUUCAAAAUUGUAAAAGUUAGGAAUUAAUUAUCAAAUUCCUGCUUAUUUAGUACAAAAAAAACUCAGAGCACUGAAUCAAGAAAUGCUUUAAGCUAUUGUUCAGAAAAAGAAUAUUUUUAAUUUAAGCUGCUUUAACAUUUUUUGCAAAACUGAGUAUUACACAAAAAUUGAAGACUUGGUUAAAGGAGACUCUGUAUAAAUUGAAAAUUACAUGAGUUCCACUUAACAAGCUGCGCUUUAAAGUAUGGCAAAGCUAGGCUUAAAUAAUUAAAGUUUAAGAGAUGAAAUUAAUUAAAUAGAAUUAAGCCCUCGUUUUAAUGAGCAUUUAAUUGGAUCACUAAUGAGUUAUGCAGAGGGCUUAAAAAAGAUAAUGUUUUAAGCUUAAGAUAAAGAUGUUAAACUAGCCCUUUUCUUCAAUAUUGCACUUGCUUAUGAAUCUUGCUGUAUAGAAAAACUCUUUAAGGAUUAAAACUUCGAUUUUGAAAAGCACAAAGUACAAUUAUUAUAGACUUCUCCUGAUUAAUUUGGAAAAAUAUUAGAACAAAAAUGUGCUCAAAUUUUUGAUUGA
This is a messenger RNA of Tetrahymena thermophila SB210, 1659 nucleotides long. Its product is annotated as Serine/Threonine kinase domain protein. The record is from RefSeq and is a predicted model, not a curated record. Gene Ontology annotation, biological process: peptidyl-serine phosphorylation; autophagy; autophagosome organization. Lineage: Eukaryota; Ciliophora; Oligohymenophorea; Hymenostomatida; Tetrahymenidae. Gene Ontology annotation, cellular component: autophagosome; cytoplasm. Gene Ontology annotation, molecular function: protein serine/threonine kinase activity; ATP binding. The transcript has 4 exons.